ACUAGUUCACACUCACUUCACACUAUUCACAAAUGUCAUAACAUAACCCUAACAUGUUUUUAAUAGUAUUUUGUGAAAAAAAAAAUUUUUUUCACAAAUUUGAUAUUAUUUUUUGAGAAUAUAUACUUUUGAAGUAAUUUAAAUGAUUUUUGUGAUUGUUAAAAAUGAUGAAUUAUGGACCACGAAGAAGAGUUUUUAAAUAGUUUUUUUAUACAAGUGACACAAUUAUGUUUUGAUAAAGCUAAGGAAUCAGUUGAAAGAGAAAGAGAAUCAUGUCGUUCGGGACAGAUGGGCCCUUGGGGGAUGCUACUCAUGCACCUUCCUCAAAUAACAUUGGUAGAGCGCUCAUACGUGGAUUUAGGUUUCCUUCGCAUCAAGAACAAAGGGUUCCUUCGCAAGGACAAUUCUCUGAAGACAAUGUACGAAUCACUAAAAGGAGAUUUGAAGAGAGUCGAAGAAAUGACGAAGGGAACAAACGCAGUAGGAGCGACCGUUGCUGAAGUUUCAAAUCAAUUGUGUCAAUUUGUUACCGCUCGAAUGCAAUUGAUGGAUUUUUAUGAAAAGAUGUACAAUAUGAGUAUCAGUAACCGACCAAUGAACCAUCCUGAUUUGUUACAAACUAUUGAUGCCAUAAUACUCACACAUUCCUUAUCUUGUUCUCAUUUAGCUUUAACGGCAAUUAAAGCAGCUUUAACAUUGGAAUGUGAAAUUCUAGCACAACUUAUGAAAGCACAUGUUGAAAUACAAAAUUGGAAAUUCCUACCCUCAUUAAUGGCACUUUACGGAGCUCAAGCUCGAAUGUCGGCCUGGGAACGUACUUUGCAAAAUAAAGAGUCUUGGAAACUUGGUUUUGGAGCAACAUUUUUGAAAACAAAUCAACAACCUGCAUUAUAUCAAUGGCUAGUGAAAUUGAGAAGUGCCAUUUUAUCUAAGUGUUCAUUAUAUUUUCAUACAACAUUAAGUCAACAAGCAAGUUCUGGAGAAAUGAGAAGCAUUAUGAGUAGACAAAAUGUCGACUAUUAUCACAAAUUACAAAGUUUUCAAAGAAAAUAUGACGUUUUGGCAGUUUUAAUAAUUUUUGAUUCGCGAGGUACACAAGAUUCUGGACCUGGAUACAGGCAUCCUAAAAGAGAACUUGAAGUCGGAGAUGAUUUUUCACUUAUCGUUUGUUCUCCAAGUGUGUUUUUACAAAAACCUUUAUCUCAUUGGGAUAAUAUUAGAGAAGGCAUACAGGAUCGUUAUGCUGAUCUUAAAGCAAUGGAUAAAAUAAUAUUUAUCAAUGGACAAAAUCAAAAGGAAUGUUAUACUUAUGCCAUGUACAACAUUGAUCCGAGAAUGAUUCUAGUCACUGUGUUUGAGAGCGGUAAGCAGAAAGAUAAAGUUCCCCACGUUACAACAUUUUUAACAGACUUGAGCAUACAAUUAAGAUGCAAUAAAAUUUACGAGAGCUUAAAAAUAUCAAAGUGAUGUAAUUUUUUUUUCUUUAAUAAAUACAAACAACUUUAUACUAA
Messenger RNA from Leptopilina boulardi, 1511 nucleotides. RefSeq names its product KICSTOR subunit 2-like. The record is from RefSeq and is a predicted model, not a curated record. Bases 175 to 1467 code for a protein of 430 amino acids. The transcript is spliced from 9 exons. Gene Ontology annotation, cellular component: KICSTOR complex. Lineage: Eukaryota; Metazoa; Arthropoda; Insecta; Hymenoptera; Figitidae. Gene Ontology annotation, biological process: cellular response to glucose starvation; cellular response to amino acid starvation; protein localization to lysosome.